AUGAAAGAGUUCCAAUAUUUGAAGGAUCAGGCUCAAAGAAAAAUGGAGCAAAAAUUAGCAGAGCUUGGCAUUAACAAACCUGCAGAAAGUCCUUCACAGCAGAGUUUGAGUCCCCUUUCCCAAAUGGAGGCCCAAGCAACCCCAGUGAAAUCUCCAUUCCAAGAAACUCAACAUGCUGAUGAACGAAGCGAAGAUAGUGAAGAUGAAGAAGAGAAGAGGUUGCGGGAAGAGUUAGAGAGAAUAAAGUUGAAGAAGAAGGCUGAUAAAGAAAAAAGAUUAGCUGAAUUACGUAGGCAAGUCCAAGAUGCUCAAGCUGAAUCUGAUGAUGGAUUCAGUUCUUCGGUUUCUGGUAGUAAUAAUGGCAACGUUCUAGCACCACAAGUUGAGGGAACAGUCGGUCAUGUCGAAUACCCAGCAGUGCCUUCAGCUGCCAAUCCAGUCUCCUCCGUUUCCGCAUCUAUGUCAGGAAGCUCUACGCCUGUUCAAGGGACAUCGGCAGCUGCAAGAAACCCAUUUUUCAAGUCUACGGAUAGUUCCAACAGUACUUCAGGUUUAUCUGAUUUAAAGGCAGCAGAGGCUCAGAGGCGUUCUCAAAGGGGUUUGGAUGAUGAUGCCGAUGCCUGGUCAGAUGAUGAACCUUCUCCAGUUGCUCCAGCUCCGGUUGCUCCAGCUCCGGUUGCUCCAGCUCCGGUUGCUCCAGCUCCAGCUCCAGUUCCAGUUGCUCCAUCUCCAGCAGCUCCUCAGCCAUCUAAUCUACCACCAGUUCCUAUUGCCCCUCCAUUACCACAAGUUCAAGGUGUUCCUCAGCCAGUUGUUCCACUGGCACCACCAUUGCCUCAGGUAAAACAAGAAGAACAAGGAAACUUUUUAGCGCCACCACCAUCACUUCCUCAUAUGGACAAUAUCCAAAACUCGCAGAAUUUGGAUAGCCAUUCAGAUCAAGAUGAUGUGUUAUCAAUUCCGGAUUCUGUUGCUUCUGAGGAUGAAUUAGGUGAUGAGCCUGGUCUCCCACCAUCUGGGAUCCCACCACCUCCUCCUUUACCUUGA
This is a messenger RNA of Vanderwaltozyma polyspora DSM 70294, 1047 nucleotides long. RefSeq lists its product as uncharacterized. NCBI's taxonomy places the organism in Eukaryota, Fungi, Ascomycota, Saccharomycetes, Saccharomycetales, Saccharomycetaceae. The coding region runs from base 1 to 1047 and encodes 348 amino acids. The transcript has a single exon. The record is from RefSeq and is a predicted model, not a curated record.